Carassius auratus (goldfish) is the source of this 2470-nucleotide messenger RNA. Its product is annotated as calumenin-A-like. Gene Ontology annotation, cellular component: endoplasmic reticulum. The transcript has 6 exons. Gene Ontology annotation, molecular function: calcium ion binding. The coding region runs from base 1 to 954 and encodes 317 amino acids. The record is from RefSeq and is a predicted model, not a curated record. Lineage: Eukaryota; Metazoa; Chordata; Actinopteri; Cypriniformes; Cyprinidae.
AUGAAGAUCGAAAUUAGGCCUCUGUUGAUGUGCUUUGCUCUGUGCGUGGUCUACGCCACCAGCAAACCCACAGAAAAGAAGGACCGUGUCCACCAUGAUGCACCACUGAGCAGCAAGGAGCAUGACGACGGCACUAACUUUGACUAUGACCACGAUGCCUUCCUAGGGGAGGACGAAGCUAAGACGUUUGACGACCUGACCCCAGAGGAAAGCAAGAAUAGGCUUGGUAAAAUUGUGGAUAAGAUCGAUGCAGACGAGGAUGGCUUUGUCACAGAGGCCGAGUUGAAAGCAUGGAUCAAAAAGGCUCAGAAGAAGUACAUCUAUGACAAUAUGGAAAGACAAUGGAAGGAUUUUGACAUGAAUAAUGAUGGCAUGAUCUCCUGGGACGAAUACAAGAAUGUCACAUAUGGAACCUACCUUGAUGAUCCUGAGUCGGAUGAUGGCUAUAACUACAAGCAGAUGAUGGCUAGAGAUGAACGGCGCUUCAAAAUGGCUGAUGGAAAUGGAGACCACAUCGCUGACAAAGAAGAGUUCACUGCUUUCCUUCAUCCUGAGGAGUAUGAACAUAUGAAAGAAAUUGUUGUGUUGGAAACUAUUGAGGAUAUUGAUAAGAACGGUGAUGGUUUUAUCGAGCUGGAGGAGUAUAUUGGCGACAUGUACAACCAUGAGGAUGAAAUGGACGAGCCAGAAUGGGUGGCGACGGAGCGAGAACAGUUUGCAGAGUUUAGGGACAAGAACAAGGAUGGGAAGAUGGACAAAGAGGAGACCAUGGACUGGAUCCUGCCAGCCGACUACGACCACGCAGAAGCCGAAGCCAAGCAUCUGGUGUACGAGUCUGACACGAACAAGGAUGGCAAACUCACCAAAGAGGAAAUACUCAACAAGUACGAUUUGUUUGUGGGAAGUCAAGCGACUGACUUUGGGGAGGCUUUAGUUCGACAUGAUGAGUUUUAAUUUGUUUUCCUAGUAUAAUAGAUCAUUACUUUUUAACUUGUUUUGGUAAAUGGAUAUAAUUUAUUUGAUAUUGCUUCACCAUAAAACAACAUUAAUUCCUCAGAUUUAGUUCACUUGAUAGAUUGUUUUCCCUUUUUGCACACGGAAAUGCAUUCAUGAUGACACUACUUAAAGGGAUAGUCAGCCAAAAAUGAAAAUUCUGUCAUUAAUUACUCUGCCUCAUGAUGUUCCAAACCCAUCUUGAGAGCACAAAUUAAGGUAUUUUUGAUUAAAUCCGAGAGCUCUCUGACCCUCCCAUAGACAGCAAGGGUCCUACCACAGUCAAGGUCCAGAAACAUAGCAAGUACAUCGAUAAAGUAAUCCAUAUGACAUCAGGGGUUCAACUGCAAUUUAACGAAGUAAUUUAAUGACAUUAUUCAAAUUUGCAUAUGCUGUUCUGUGUCAGCUGCGCCACACAUAUACUUAUUUUGCACAAAAAAAGUUGUCUCGUAACUUCAUAAAAUUACUGUUGAACCCCUCAUGUCACUUGCUUACAAUGGGAGGGUCAGAGAGCUUUCGGGAUGCUUCAAAAAUAUCUUAAUAUGUGUUCUGAAGAUGAUGAAGGUCUUACGGGUUUGGGACGACAUGAGUGAGAAAUUAAUGACAGAAUUUUCAUUUUUUGGUGAACUAACACUUCAAGGUUCUUUAUUUUAUUUUUUUAUCUGUCUUUGGAAUUGUGGUUCAUGUACAGCAUUAUUACCAUUUCAAUAACUGUUUAUAUUUGUUUUUUAAUGUGAAGCAGUUUAUUCAGGGCUAGAAUCAAGGCAGUUUUGCUGUGUUGCUUCUGAUCUAAGAUCAGCUUCCCCUGCUGUUCACAGUCCUUCUCAGUAGAAUACCAUUAGUACAGAAUCCUCUCAGAUUGACUUGAGUUUACACAAAUAAAAACAAAAAUAAAUGUAUAUAUUCACAAUGUAUAUGUGAAUAUGUAUAUACUUUUUAUACAUAGAAACUCAUAUUUCUCUCCUGUGUGUUAUUGUCUUGGCACAAACAUUGAUUUUAGAGCCAUAGGUCAAGAGGAUCAUGGCAAUAUUUGGUCUUCUUUCAAUAUUUAUUAGAAAAAACCUAAACCUUGGCGUAUUCAGUCACACAUUCAUCUAUUGAUAUUAAGAUGUUUGUUCGUUACCUGAUUUUGAUCUUUAAUAGACACACUCUCAUCGUGCCUUUCAUUGAAUUUUUAUGGCUUGAUUCAUUUUGGUUUGCAGGGUCCAAUGUAACAUGUUACUGAAUAGUCUGUUGCUUUCAGCUUCAUUAUUUGACAUGCACUAUCAAUUAAAUGAAGUUUGCAAUAUGUUUGCUAUGUCAUGAACAUAGCAAUGUGGACCAUUAGUUGUCUUUUUAAUGAAUUUUUUCAUAAAAAAUGUUUUAGCACCCAGUGGUUUCAGGUGAGUUCCUUCAAGUGGUGCUGUUUCAGCACCUACAGUCUGUAUCUUGGCAACAACAAACUGUCAAUAAAACAAAAUUAUGGCUGAAAUUGUAA